Messenger RNA from Sclerotinia trifoliorum, 2332 nucleotides. Lineage: Eukaryota; Fungi; Ascomycota; Leotiomycetes; Helotiales; Sclerotiniaceae. The record is from the annotation of a GenBank genome assembly.
UCCUUCUCAAUAUCAUAACAACCUUUCUCAUCAGCUUUAUCCAGAUCAUCCCGAUCAACCAGAUCAAUAUACUUAAAAUCAACCAAGCAAACCAAAAUUAUUGAUCAUUCUUGUAAAACAGAAGAUUCCGUCACAAUGAGUUUCGAUUAUAAGUCCAGCGAGGUCUUUGGACUGGACUUUAAGCAACAUGACGCACGAAGCAUUCGUCAUAUUUUGAAGCAUUAUGGCGACUUACCAGAAAAUCAAGGCGAUCGACUUGCUCUGUUUCUUCGAUUACAGUCUUUGGAGAAGAAUCUUCAUGAAGACGAUCGCCAAAAAAUAAAGAACUGGUUGGCAAAUGGAGGCGACCUUCCACGACCUGUAAACCUCGUGAUCGCAUAUGAGGAAGAGUUUGAGAAAGAACCGGAGGAAGAGGAUGAGGAUAGUAAAGAGGAAGAAGAAGACGCAGGUGAUGAGGAGGAAGACUAUGAGGAAGAUUCUGAUGAAUCCACAAGUUUUGAGUCGUUAAAUUCCGCGACGACCCCCGGUCAUGAAUUUCAAAUAGAAGAUUUGGGCUCUGAUACUAUACAAUAUGACCACUUCGGCUUGAUGCCUACUCACCCCGAUAUUCAUGAACGCGCAAAUUACGUCUCCGAAACGAAACCUGAAUCGACCCCUGAACCUGAAACAACAGAAGGCUAUCACGGAAGUGAAAAAGGCGAUGGGGAGGAGAGCCGUAAGGAGGAGAGUGAUGAAGAAGAAAGUGAUGAAGGAAAAAGCGAAGAGGACACUAAAAAAGAGACUGUCGAGGCUACAGGAUCGGCUAAAGUCAGAAAGGUUGGUAAGGCUAAAAAGACUUUCAAGGUUACAGUCGAACCGGGCAGUGAAUACGUUGCGAAUACCGGAUACUAUGCUGGUGGAAAAGCAGAUAACUUUGAGCAUCCACCUUUUUGGGCGGUGGAAUGUGUCAUCUGUGCAGUGACAGUUCUAACAUCGGAGACCUGGUGUUCUAUCACGGAUACCUGCGAACAUCCAAAUGGAGACCGCACAUGUAAGGCAUGCCUCAACACAUCCAUCUCUACAGCUGUAGAGUAUGGAUUAUUGAAUGGCAUCAAGUGUCCUCUGUGUCCCGCCGUCCUCACCUAUAACGAUAUUUCGCAAAAGGCAUCUGCAGAUGUAUUCGAACGGUUAGUGACUUCCAUUAGUUCUUUAUGUUCAUUGCUAAUUUUUGAAUAGUUAUUCAUACUUGAGAGAGAAAGCUUCGAGACCGGACACAUUCACUAUGUGCUUAGGUCCCAAUUGCGGCGGAGGUCAAAUUCACGAAGGACCAGAGCCAUUAAUGAUUUGUAGUCAUUGUAGAUUCAGAACCUGCGUCAAACACAUGUUACCAUGGCAUGAAGGACAGUCUUGUGAUGAUUUUGAUAUUGAUGACUCACAAAUUGAGCGUUUGGAGCAGGAAGAGGCUACAGCAAAGCUGUUGGCAAAAGAUUCGAGAAUGUGCCCCAAAUGCCAAGAGUGUGUUGUUAGAAGCGAAGGUUGUGAUCAUAUGCAAUGUGUGUACAAAUACAUCUCUUCUUACAAGUUCAAUACUAACGACUAUUUCCUAGGUCGCUGCGGAAAAUCCUGGUGCUACCUUUGCGGUGUCGACUGGGAGAAUACCAUUAGGCUUGGCCGGACUGCCCAUGGUAGAAAUUGUCCGAACCACCCCGACUCAUCCAAACUCAGUCAAAACCAGAUCUCAGCACGCGAAACCAAUCUCACACAACUAGUCCAUGGUGGACCCGUCAACGAACUCCUAACUAAAGCCAAGUAUGCGAAGCAGAAACAAAGGAGAGAUGAAUUGAGGCCUUUGGCAUUAGCUGCUGCUGAGCAGAGAAUGAAAGAUGAAGCAUUGGCAAAAAGAAAAUCACCGUAAGCAUUACUCAAACUUUCAUCCACUCUGUAAUUGCAGCUUUUUAUGGCAACUAUGGUUUAUAUAACAUCACAAUUGUCUUUUUAUAUUCAACUUACUGACCUACCAUUUAGGACAUCCGGACCAGCGAAGAAAAAGGCAAAAUUGGUAGCUCCUUGGAAGGAACACUAAACUUCAUAAAGUGGCAUAUAAAUUCAAGUACUGGCGUUAAAACAGAACUUUUGCAUGGGGUUAUAUCGAUAUAAAACUAGUUCUUACAAUGGUUGAUCUAGCGAAGGCGUUUUCAUGUUAUUUUCUCUUGCGUAGGAUGACAUACGGGAUAUGGAAUAUAUACAUUAGGAAUCUUUGAGAUACCUCUAUAAAAUUUUCUGUCUAGGAUAUCUUAAAGAUUAUGGAGAUGUUUGUUUAGGAUAACAUUCACGAAUAGAUAAUAAAUGGCAA